AUGGACUUGGAGCAGAUCGUCACGCCCUUGGCGAGCUUAGUGGCCAGCACCCGGCACUGCCUGAUGAUCUCCACUGGCUUGGUGGCAAUUGCCCUGCUGUCCGCCACUUUUGGCAUCCCGGAGUCAUGGACGGCUGAGCAGUAUCGGCCCAUCUUUCCCAACUUGAAGCCGGGAAGGUUGUUCCAGAUGUCGGGGAUCAUCGUGCAAAAGAAAUACCGCGCCCUCUCGCUGCUGAUGCUGGUGAGCACCAGCGUCCACGCUGGGUGCGGCGGCAUCUUCCUCUACUACGUGAAGAUCAGAUUCGGAGCUACCAUUCGAGAUCUGGCUCCCAUAAUCUUCCUCAACGGCAUCAGCGGUGCCCUUGUUCAAGUUCUGCUGGUCAAGCACCUGGACCGAUGGCUGGGAUUGAAAGGCGUGAUCCUCUUGGGCUACGUCUUUGGUGCUCUAAACUGCGCAGUGCUCAGCUUCGUGCCCACCUUUCACUGGCUCUACGUCCUUGUCCUCACCACAGGCUUGGGUAUCAUCUUCACUCCAGCCAUCCAGGCGGUGUACCUUAAUGCCGCCUCGCCCGCUGAGAUGGGCCAAGUCCAAGGAGCCAUGAACUCGAUCUUCACUCUUGCCGGUGGCAUCGGCCCUGCGAUAUUCAGCUGGCUGAUGACUUCCUUCGAAGCUCCCCACUUUGGGCUGACGAAGAGUAUCUACUGUGUACCCUACCUCUUGACGAUUCUGUCGAACGCCAUCUGCAGCAUGGUGGUGAUCGCGGCUUCCUUUCCGGAAGCUGCCAAUCGGGGUAGCGCGGAGGUGCAAGUUGAGUGCGCCGAUGCUUAG
Messenger RNA from Symbiodinium natans, 828 nucleotides. The record is from the annotation of a GenBank genome assembly. Lineage: Eukaryota; Dinophyceae; Suessiales; Symbiodiniaceae.